Messenger RNA from Racocetra persica, 133 nucleotides. The record is from the annotation of a GenBank genome assembly. Lineage: Eukaryota; Fungi; Glomeromycota; Glomeromycetes; Diversisporales; Gigasporaceae.
GACCCUACUUGUAAACUUCCAUUGGAAGAAAGGGUCUAACUCCGAUGCCUAUGAUAGACUGAAGCUGAAUGAAAUAGAGAAAAAAACGAAGGAACCAAAGGAUAUAAAAAGGUUAGCAGAUACCGUAACCUAA